GUCACGGUCAGCGGUUUUACCUUAAAAAGUUAUCGCUAUAUUCUUCGUACGGUAUUUAAUAAUACAUGAUAAAAUUUAUCAAAUAACACGUUGUCUUACAUAAACAUCGAUAGAUUAAUUCAAUUAUUAACGUGUUGAUUUAUUUAUUGAUGCCAUAAUAGCUUUUGAGGAGAUCAUUUGAGUGUGAGGAAGCUAACAUUAAAGUUAGCUCAAGCAUGACAACCAGACAGAAGAAACUAACUCAAGACAAACAGGUGAUUGCUGAGGCGCUGGAUACUGAGGCUCAGUCACUGGUGUUUGUCAAGCGCAUGGUGGUUAUAGCUGUCUCCUCCAUCACCUAUCUGCGUGGGAUAUUUCCUGAGGACUCCUACAGAUCCAGAUACCUGGAAGAUUUGUGUAUCAAAGUCCUCAAACAGGAUUGCUCUUGCCCUGGAGCCCGCAAACUCAUCAAAUGGCUGAUGGGAUGUUUUGAUGCUUUGGAGAAGAGAUAUCUUCAAAUGGUGGUCAUUGGGGUACACACAAGCCCAGAUGACAGUAAUCAUGUCAUUGAGUCCUAUCAGUUUAAGUUCAGAUACUCAGAGUGUGGACCACAGAUGGACAUCCUGAGUAAUGUGAAUGGGGACCUGAGAGUGACCGUAGAGGACACUAAGAAAGCUUCAACGCUCCUGAUCAGAAAACUGUUCCUCCUCAUGCAGAAUCUAGAAGCUCUGCCCACUGCCGUUUACCUCACUAUGAAACUCUACUACUAUGAUGAUGUCACUCCACCUGAAUACGAGCCACCAGGAUUCAAGGCAGGUGUAAAUGAAAGUCUGUGGUUCGAGGGAAGUGCAGUGCACUUCAGAGUGGGCGAACUGCAGUCUCGCUUCCACACCAUGAAGUUGCGUGUGACGGCAGCACAGAGCCGUCUUGGGAAGCUGCAGGAGGGGGGCCAGUUGAGUGAGAACGACACGGAGAUGGAGACACCCUCUCUCUCUCAAAUCAGAGCAGCAGAAACGGUGACCAGAAACUGUGACCAGGACCUGCCAUCUGAAGAUGGUAAGUAUCUAAAACAGAGUUGUUGUUUUUUUGUUUUUUUUUCAGAAGGUCUGGUCUGCUUUGAAGAGUGUUUACUGAAUAUCUUGACCUUUUGCAGAAUCUCUUGCACAGUUUAAACAGCCCAAAAAAGCUAUAGCAAAGGUAAGCCAUUUAUGAUUUAUUUUUUUAUGGAGAUAAAACUGUUUUUUCUAAAUUAAAAACACAUUUUGAUGCUUUUUCAUUAUACAUUUGCACAGAGGAAAUGUGUGAGAAGCAAACUUCCAAGGAGGAAAAAGAAGAAAUGCUUUUAAAACCCAUAAGAAGUUCACAUCAGACACACAUGUUUUUAAAAGAGUUUUUUGGCCAAUAUUUUUGAUUCAAAUAUAGUAAAAAUGGCUUUUUACCAGGUAGAAGUUUGAAAAGUUUUGACUAGGUAAUCAGUUCUGGUGAAUUUAUCCUCAUAUUUUAGGAGAAUUUAUAACUUAUUUAUAAUUUAUAAUGAGGUGACUUCCUGUUUG
Molecule: messenger RNA, 1532 nt
Organism: Ctenopharyngodon idella (grass carp)
Lineage: Eukaryota; Metazoa; Chordata; Actinopteri; Cypriniformes; Xenocyprididae
Gene: zte38
Product: zebrafish testis-expressed 38
Exons: 10
Coding region: 216-1151 (311 amino acids)
Source: RefSeq, a predicted model, not a curated record